Messenger RNA from Neocloeon triangulifer, 1314 nucleotides. It is a transcript of the gene CLS, whose product is annotated as probable cardiolipin synthase (CMP-forming). Bases 123 to 1175 code for a protein of 350 amino acids. Gene Ontology annotation, molecular function: cardiolipin synthase activity. The transcript has 6 exons. Lineage: Eukaryota; Metazoa; Arthropoda; Insecta; Ephemeroptera; Baetidae. The record is from RefSeq and is a predicted model, not a curated record. Gene Ontology annotation, cellular component: membrane; mitochondrion. Gene Ontology annotation, biological process: cardiolipin biosynthetic process.
AUCUAUUUUCAAUCGAGGCCUGUCCAUAACAUUGGCACCGUCUGUGCGUUAUAUUUUGCUUUGGUUCGCCAAGAGUGGUCGAAGGCCGUGCGUGAGAUGUGACAGAAGUGUCCGUCCGAGCGAUGACUUGCUACGCACCCAUGUCCAGGUCGCUGUUGCGCCUGGACAAGUAUUUCCACCUGAACAAGAAAUUCGUCGAGCGGCUGCUGCUGGGGCCCAAGUCGAGCGCCCGGCAUGCCUUCCUCCUGUGCAACCAGGCAUCCUUGAUCGCCUCCCGUCGUCUGCACUCGGUGCAACUCCUGGCCAGCGCUCAUCAUGACUUGCUCGAGCGAAGGUCGCUUUUCGACCCUGAACCUUUGGCCCGUCAACGGAGGCUCUACUCGAGCAACGAGUCGGAUAAGAAGGGGCUGCACAUGGGACGAGUGCACAAGGACAACCUGAUCAAGGACGUCAUCCAAAUGAAGAAAGAUCAGUUCUUAGAGAGGGAAAAAAGGCUUCGGGCGACAGGACAGAAUAUUCUGAACGACAUUCGCGAGACGAAGGACAAAAUGAGGGAGAGGAUGGAAGUUGUGAUUGAGAGGGAGAAUAUCUGGACGAUUCCUAACAUCCUCUGCGUGUCGAGAAUUGUGGCUUCACCUUAUUUAGGCUACCUUAUAAUUCAGGGUGAUUUUCCUUUUGCGUUGGGAAUUUUUACUGUAGCCGGAAUCACAGAUAUGCUUGAUGGGUGGAUUGCAAGAAAUUUCAACCAGUCGUCAAAAUUGGGCAGCUUCCUUGAUCCCUUAGCUGAUAAAAUUAUGAUCAGUGUACUGUUUGCUACUCUAUCAUAUGCAGGACACAUCCCUUUGGCUCUUACGGUACUGAUCAUAGGACGGGAUGCCUUGUUGGUCCUCGCCGGUUUUGUAAUCAGAUACAAAUCACUGCCUCCUCCUAGGACGUUGAGUCGAUAUUUUGAUGCCAGUUUAGUCACGGCACAGCUGCAACCGACUUUGGUCAGCAAAAUCAACACAGUCGUCCAGCUUAUGUUCGUGGCUUCUGUUCUGGUCGCGCCUGUCAUUUCGUACCCUUCACAAGACGCACUGACCACUUUUGGGUACAUUACGGCUGCAACGACUAUUGCCUCGGCGCUCAGCUACAUUAUUGAGAGAAACACUUUUAAAAUAAUCAGCAAGCGUUAGACGAAAGUGAUAAAGAUUUUAGACUUGAUUUGCAAAACUUAUGGCAUGCAAUGCUGAUGUUUUUUGGCACCUGUUGUAAAGAUGGUGCAUUGUAAAUUAUUUUGUAAAAUAAAGGUCACUGCAACGGAAUUUAAUUAAU